AUGUCUCAGUCAUCGGUAAAACUUCCGCUAUUGCAAGAUCGUACCAUUUCGAACUACGGCACAAAACAAGACGCAAUGGUCUUUACUGAACCCGAGGGUGAGGCCAAAAUCUCCGGGACGCCGCGUGAUAGACGGUUCUCGAGCUUCUCACGCAAGAUAUGGGGGGAUGAUCCGAGAGAAAGAAAAUACGUUCGAAAGUUGGACACUUUCCUUUUCUCCUAUGUCCUCUUGGGCUAUUUCAUCAAGUACCUGGACCAAAACAACUACAGCAACGCAUUCAUCAGCGGGAUGCAGGAGGAGUUAGAGCUCUACGGCAACGAGAGAAAUCUUCUAAACACCUACUUUAACAUCGGCAUCAUCAUUGGUACCAUACCGGCGCAGAUGAUACAGCUGAAAUGGGUCCGUCCUUCCAUCUGGAUACCAGCUUGCGAGCUGGGUUGGUCUGCUUUGACAAUGGUUAUGGCAAGUGCCAAAAACGUGGAAACGCUCUACGCCUUGCGUUUCUUCAUCGGACUCCUCGAAUCUUGCUCGUUUCCUGGCUUCGCCAGCAUUCUGGGCAGUUGGUACGGCAGGACGCAACUCGCCAAGCGGAUGGCUUUAUUCGAACAGACGGCGGCUAUUGCGGGAAUUUUCAGCGGCUAUCUCCAGGCUGGAUUGUAUACGGGAAUGAACGGGACAGCUGGCUUGUCCGGAGUCAUCUCUAUACCGAUUGCUCUGUACGGAUUCUUCGCCCUCCCCGAUCUGCCCCAUAACACCAGAGCCUUCUAUCUGAAGCAAGAAGAUCGCGAGUACGGCAUGCAACGGAUUCAAAAGAUGGGCCGGAAGCCGCCAUCAAAUCUCACGCUGAAGGGCAUCAAGGAGAUAUACACAUCGUGGCAGCUUUGGGCAUUCAUUCUGCCUUAUCUCAUGGUUGCUGAAGCUGGAUCUGGUACAGGUUAUUUCAAUCUCUAUCUCAAGUCAGAGGGCUACAGCGUUGUGCAGACAAACAUUCUCCCAACCAUUGGCAAUGCCAUUCAGAUUGUGGCAGCCUUUUCGGUGGGGUGGCUGUCAGACGCAACGGGCAGUCGGGUGUUGACCGUUGUAUUCGUGCAAGCACUCGUGCUGGUUUCGAACAUCGUGUUGUCAGUCUGGAGUGUGCCAAAGGCAGCAUUACUCGCCGCCUUUUAUCUGAACUACACGGGCGGAGCGGCGCAGCCUGUAGUGAUCAGCUACGGGCAUGAGAUCACUCAAUGGAAUGCCAACCUCCGACAGCUCCUCGUUGCUACAGGAAACAUAUUCACUUACACUUUCAGUGCUUGGAUGCCUGUGGUUAUGUUUCCGACAUACGACGCACCCAAGUAUAAAUACGGCUACGAAGUGUUAUUAUUGUUCGGCGCUCUUGCUAUCAUAGGAAUCUACUUGCUCGACUACCUGUACAAGAGGGAUCUGUACGUUUCGAAACCUGUGACGACGACUGAGCUAACAUGA
Molecule: messenger RNA, 1467 nt
Organism: Colletotrichum destructivum
Lineage: Eukaryota; Fungi; Ascomycota; Sordariomycetes; Glomerellales; Glomerellaceae
Product: Putative major facilitator superfamily, MFS transporter superfamily
Exons: 7
Coding region: 1-1467 (488 amino acids)
Biological process (GO): transmembrane transport
Cellular component (GO): membrane
Molecular function (GO): transmembrane transporter activity
Source: RefSeq, a predicted model, not a curated record